UUUGAGGUGAAAACAAAUGACACCUCUCUCAAUUUUCCCACCAGAUAGGGCGUUUGUUCCUCUUACUGCCCAAUUCACUCGCGCCAUCAACAAAGAGCUACAAAUUCUGUGGAUAAAUUUUCAUCCAUGGCAAUGGCGGUUUCCUUUUCACCUCUACAUUUGAAGCCCUCAUUCCACUCUUCUUCUCAUUCUCAGUUUUCCUGCUCCCUCCGCCCUGCCGUCAUCCUUCCGGGUUUGGGGAACAACUCGGGUGAUUAUGAUAAAUUGAGGCUUCUUUUGAAAGAGCGGCAUGGUGUUCACUCUGUGGUUGUUAAAGUGUCUAGAAUUGACUGGCUGAGAAAUGCUGCUGGAUUGCUUGAUCCUAAUUACUGGCGCGGUACUCUCCGUCCUCGCCCUGUCCUAGAUUGGUAUCUAAAGAAAACAGAUGAGGCAAUCCAAGAAGCCAAGGAGUUAGCUCAAGGUGGGACUUUAUCCUUGAUCGGGCACUCAGCAGGCGGAUGGCUUGCACGAGUUUACAUGGAAGAAUUUGGUAUAUCUCAAAUUUCCAUGUUGCUGACUCUUGGAACUCCUCACCUGCCGCCUCCAAAAGGUGUGCCUGGAGUGAUUGACCAGACGAGGGGGCUUCUGAAUUAUGUGGACAAAAAUUGCUCGAAAGCUGGGUACAAUCCUGAAUUGAAAUUUGUAUGUAUAGCUGGAAGGUACAUCCAAGGUUCUCGCUUGUUUGGUAACUCAGAUGCAAACACCAUUCUUGCAGCUGCUUCUAUCUCCAGCAACCAACCGACUCCAGAGCUAGCUAUCACAAACAACACUAGCAACUCAACUGACUCAACGACGACAUCACUACGCGCUCGCUUUGUCGGGCAAGGAUACAAGCAGGUGUGUGGGGAGAGUGAGGUAUGGGGAGAUGGGGUUGUUCCAGAAGUGUCAGCUCAUUUGGAGGGAGCACUCAACAUUAGUUUUGAUGGAGUCUAUCAUUCUCCUGUUGGAUCUGAUGAUGAAUUGAGACCCUGGUAUGGUUCCCCUGCUAUUCUUGAUCAAUGGGUUCAUCAUCUUCUCCAUUAAAUCUUGUUACCCCUCCUAGUCACUCUGAAAUUAAUAAUAUUCAAUUUUUUUUAUUCCAUUCAUCCUUGCUACACGGCUACCAACAUUAGUGUAAUUCAACUUGCUUGAAAUUAUGACAUCAAGCCUCAAAAUCUUACUCACCUAUAUACGGUUAGUAACAAUUGUUUUCUUUUGGUAUACCUUUGUUUAUGAUGAUCUAAGGCUAGUCCUAAAAGUUGGGAAUUCUUGAAUUACGAUUUCAAAAACAAAUUUGAAAAAUGUAAACUUGCCUCUAGGAUUGGUUCACUUAAAUCAUUAUUAUUAUUUCUAGUGUUGUUAUGUAA
This is a messenger RNA of Cucumis sativus (cucumber), 1385 nucleotides long. RefSeq lists its product as uncharacterized. The record is from RefSeq and is a predicted model, not a curated record. The coding region runs from base 127 to 1062 and encodes 311 amino acids. Gene Ontology annotation, molecular function: hydrolase activity, acting on ester bonds. Lineage: Eukaryota; Viridiplantae; Streptophyta; Magnoliopsida; Cucurbitales; Cucurbitaceae. Gene Ontology annotation, cellular component: chloroplast. The transcript has 7 exons.